Molecule: messenger RNA, 1114 nt
Organism: Drosophila bipectinata
Lineage: Eukaryota; Metazoa; Arthropoda; Insecta; Diptera; Drosophilidae
Source: RefSeq, a predicted model, not a curated record
UGGUGAAGGAGUCAACAUCGUCAUGAAGAUAAUAUAUUUACUUCUUCUAAUGGCACAAUUAUUGUUAGCCAGUAAAGAUUUAAAUGAAGUUCUAAGUCGCGACGACUGGAUUAGCUUGGCUAAGGAUUAUAUAAAAAAUCACAUUCCAUAUAAAGUAAAAAGCUAUUCUCCUUACAAGCCAACAGGGGUUCUAUCACUGGAAAAACCAGCCAACAUUAUUAAUUCUACAAUAAAACCAUUACCGGAGACUACAAGUACGGAAAACCCUGAAAAUACAGAAUCACAGGAAACUACUUCCAGUCUUGAAUCCACAACAACAUUUUCUCCAUGGGUUACCAGCACGGAUAGUCCUGUCACUACGGAGCCUCCAGAAUCUACUUUAUACAUGGAAUCAACCACAACACCGUUUCCGGAAUACUCGACUACAGAAAUAUACCCAACUACUGCGUCGCCGGAGACCACUACGUCCGGUAUUCAAUCCACAACCCCAUUGUUGCUGAGUGAUUCCACAACAAACAUUCCAGGAACUACGGAGGCCCCAGAAGAAACAACUUAUAUAAGCUUUGAUUCUCCCACAACAACCUUACCAGAAUAUACGGAAUCCACUACCAAUAUUUUUGAGUCCACCACAACAUCCAUACAAGAAGAUACCACUUCGAACUAUCCCGAUACUUCAGAGGCUCCAGAAACAAGCACUACGAUUUUUCAUUCUACCCAAGAAAACUUCAUGGACUAUACCAGUACAACCGAAUACACGUUCACAGAUUUGACGGAAACCACGGAACCAUCCCCGGAAACUAGCACUACGGACAAUUCAGUAAUGACAGAUAAGACUACCACUGAAUCAUGGGAAUCUACAACGCCCAGUUCUUUAAACACCACAGAAAAUCCAGAAGCCUACACAACCUUACUGGAAAUAAUUUCUACAACUCCCGGUUUCGACAGUACAAAAUAUUUAAGUACAAUGAUGGAUAAUUUUGACAAUCCGGAUAGUAAUGUUACAACAACAGAGCCAACCACGACAGCUAGAAAGGCGAAUCAUGCCGAAGAUUUCAAAAUAGAUAAACCUAAAAGAUAUAACUCAGAUACAGAACCCGAAAUUUAUUGGUACUAA